CCUCCACAAUCAGCAGGUCUAUACACCAUUGGAACUUCGUGCGGUGUUCUGGAACGCAGGAUGUAGAAUAGAUUUCCUCCUCCUUCAUCCCUCAAAGAACUCAAGGCUUUCAUUUUAAAAGAAUGGACCAAUAUCUCACUACACACAGUUCAGAACUUGUAUGUCAGCAUCCCAAGAAGGGUUGAGGUUGUUAUGAACAUAUAAAAUAUGACUGUAAAAUAUAGUUGUACAAUCUAUCGGUGUUGGUGGAUGAGAUGUGUGUGGUAUGUGAGGUGUCCUUCUUGCAGCUCACUGGAUUGUGGGAAUGGCCAUCUCUGUUACUGGCAGUAAAAUGUUGCUUACCAGGAGCCAGAUGGUGGCUGCAUUCUUCUUGACUUCCCUUUGUACAGGAUUCUGCUACCCUGAGAGUUCUGGGACUGAGUUUGUAACAGCCUUCAUGGAGAACAUAGCUUAUUACUACUGGAGUCCACCCCUCUACAGACUCCUCAUUUCUUCCCUGAAAAGUGGCACAGAGGUCAACGUCAGUGCGGCGGACCAAACUUUUAAGACAACCCUUUCGAUGUCAGCUGGGCAGACACAAGAGUUGAUCCUCCCCAACGGGUUGGAGCUGGACAAGUUUAACACUUCCUACAAGACAGUUCGUGUGACUAGCAGCUCCCCGGUGACCGUCUUCUCCGUCAAUCAGAAGUUCACAAGCUUCGACACUGGCAUGGUUCAGCCUGUGCAGAAUCUGGGUACAGAGUACCGUCUGGCCUCCCCAGCAGAUCCUACAGACCACUUAUAUCAGUUUGUCGUCAUCAACACCCAGGUUGCCAACACGGUCACAAUUUCCCAGCCAUCCCAGGAACCGCUCACAGUCAACCUCGGCCCAUAUGAAAAUGCUAAGUUCCAAAGUCCGAAAUACCCUGUGUCCACACAGGUGACCGCCAAAACCCCAGUAGCUGUGCUGUUCGGGAACCCCUGCAUUGCGAAACCCCAGUGCCAGUGUGGCCUGGUGUUUGAGCAGCUAACCCCAGUUUCCAGCUGGGGGAGAACCUUCAUCGUGCCGUCCCUCUCCGUAUCAGACGCAAAAAGGAAUCAGACCAUUCUGCUAGUGAAGUCUGACGGCACUGGUCCAGAAAGCAUUCUGCCCUCCGAGUACCUGGCUCCUCCAAGUUCCAAUAUACCAACACUGAUGGACACCUCCCUCUACAUCCAGGCUCCGAUGCCAGUUUCUAUCAGUCUGUUGGAUUUUGGUGUCAUGGCUUUGAUACCAGUGGAACGUUUCUCCACCUGUUACCUGGUGCACACCUUUUCAUGGACGCAAAACUUUCUCCUGAUAGUAGUGAAAACUGCUGACAAGGAGGGGAUUCGUCUAGGGGAGCAGCCACUUACUUCAGGUGUGACCUGGGUCCAAGUGAAAAACUCUGACUACUCCGUGGCGCUAGUCAACCUGUGGUAUUCGGACAUGCACCGUGUCGUCUGGCACCUGACUUCCAAGAUGGGCGUCUACAUUAUUGAGAAACAGUCAGGGUUUAUGUUAUUUGGGAGCCCAGCUCUGAGCCUGAAAGUGGAACCAGAUGGUCAUAAGUGCAGGCCAUACCCGGGUGAAGUGGAGCUGGUGCAGGAGACGAAGAGCUGGGCGGAUGCACAGGCCCACUGCUGGAAUCUCAACAGCCAGCUGGCAAAUCUCAACAGCAAGGACUACCUGCUGUAUGCUGGCCAGGAGCUGAGAGGGGUCAAGCAAAGUGCAGUCUGGAUGGGCUUUCGCAAGAGCCUGCUGUCCGGAGAAUGGCGGUGGCUCAACAGGGAGCCAGCGGAAUACACUAACUGGGGAUCAGGUCAACCAAAUAGCUCCCUGAAUACCCAGUGUGGCAUGAUGUCCGUGGAACGUCUCACCUGGAGCGCUGUGAGCUGCUGUGACCAACUGCCUUUCAUCUGCUUUGAGCCUGGGCCUGAAAUUCCGUUUCCAUAGCGCCCUGAAUCCAGUGGCCACCAACCCUGCUCCUGGAGAUCUACCCUGCUGUAGGUUCUCAUUUCAACCCUAAUUUGGCACACCUGACUCUACUAAUUUGCAGCUCAACAAGAUCUCCAGCUGUUGAAUGCGGUGUGCUUUGUUAGGGUUGGAGUGAAAACCUACAGGACGAUAGAUCUCCAGGGACAGGGCUGGUUACCACUGCCUUAAUCUGUCUUCAGCCUGAUCCUGAAAUGAGCUACUUGUAGGACCCUUCAUCCAUUACAGUUUAUCAGGGACAUUCUCUUCUCAUUAUCUGCUAUUAACUUGGAACUAAAGUCACUUUCUAACAGCUCCUUAAUAAUCCCCGAACAGUGAUUUUCUUCUGGUUGUGUUUAACUCAUAUUUUCCCCUAAUUCUGUGUUGUUUUUCAGUCUUUUCAGAAUUCUUAAAUUCAUCUUGUUUGAUUUAUGGUAGAAUUUUUAAGAAUAUAAUCUUUCAUCUCUAAAUAUUUUUCAAAUGAAAUCCAGAAAUCCCUCUUAUUUUACAGUGAACAUUUCAUGUAGCAAAGAGCUUUGCCAAUAUAAAUAAAUAGUCCAAAUAUUUCUGGAAUUAUCCCUCUAAGGGAUGCAUUUCCUUGAGUCAGAAACACCAUUUUAAGAAACAGAAAAGAGAAAACAUAUUUCCUGAUUUAUUACCUGUUGGAAUUCUUUGAUAUGUUUUUAAGCAAUUUAACUUUAUUUUGAGCAACUUUAAGCAUUUCAAAAUAAAACAUACACCUUUGUGAAAUAUCU
Messenger RNA from Anguilla rostrata (American eel), 2727 nucleotides. RefSeq names its product IgGFc-binding protein-like. The transcript is spliced from 3 exons. The record is from RefSeq and is a predicted model, not a curated record. Lineage: Eukaryota; Metazoa; Chordata; Actinopteri; Anguilliformes; Anguillidae. The coding region runs from base 305 to 1954 and encodes 549 amino acids.